This is a messenger RNA of Bactrocera oleae (olive fruit fly), 433 nucleotides long. NCBI's taxonomy places the organism in Eukaryota, Metazoa, Arthropoda, Insecta, Diptera, Tephritidae. The record is from RefSeq and is a predicted model, not a curated record.
AUGGUAGCUUGUCCCAAAAAAUUGAACGCGCCAUCACAUUCUAGCAUGGUUAAGUCACUUAGGACUGAAGCACAAAACUUGUCAGUGAAAGCGAAAGAAAUUAGCGUACAAAUUUCAUCAGACGAAGAUUCUACAGAAAAUAUAUUCGACGGAAUUCACCCAAAAUACUAUCCAGUAUUUCUCCAUAAAAACACACAUGAAGAUUGCGUGCUGCGUCGAAAUGACACCGAAGAUUCUUUCAGACCACCAUUCAAGGACCAAGCCCACGUUCUAAAUAUGGAGCCUGUAAAUACCACGGUUAUUUAUGAACCAACUUGAGUAAUGAAUACAGACAAUUAUUGGCACGUUUAUGGAUUCAAUGACAAUGUUUGGCAAUAUAACCAACUCAAAUAAUACAAUUCUUACAAGCUCAAUUAAAAUGGCAAAUAUUGGC